GAGCCAAUAAGCAUAAGUCUUUUUGAUCUUGAUGCGAUGGUGUAGUGUGUUUGUUUUGAUCCGAUCUGUGACGCCGUGUAGUGUUCAUCUCCAACAACCGAUCAGGGACGUCGUACAAAGGCCAUAACGCAUGGAAAGGCAGAUUUGGUCCGUGACCGAUGAAUCGGAAAUCCAAUCUCGCGAAUGUAAAUCGAACGGUCCCCAUUCCAUUCCGUGUUAUGGCGAUGGCCUUGUAUGUUUUAAAUGGUUUGGCUGGCAGCUUCUUUUUAUUUUCCACACUUUUUGUAGUUUCAAAAAACCUGUUAUCAGAUUGAGCUUUUGUGUGUAUAAGGUCGACCUCGGAUGUGCCUCCGACCGCGAAAGAUCCACUUGAUUCCCGAGAGAUGGAGAAAUGCGUCUUAACAGGUUUCACACAUCUUUGACGCGUGAUUUCCCAUUCGACCAGGAUAUGGGAAUACGAGCUGCAGAAUAAAACCGAUACUGCACACUCACCGAUAACAGACCUACCCGGAUUUCUCUGUUGGAGAAGUGGUACUAUCCAUCCAAUAUCGACUCCACGACUUGUGCAAUAGACCGUCACUACAGAAGAAUUUCGGAGGGAGCGGGCACGACUCAGAUAACUCUUCGAAUAAACAAAUAGGUAGAUGGCCGUAAGAAAAAGAAACCAGGUGCUAAAAUCCCAUUCCUUCAGCCGGCGCGAGAAUGAUGGGAUGGACUCCACCCUAACAUAGCGCCAACGUCGGUCAUUUGUUUUCCCCCCGAAGUGCUUCGAUGCCGCCCCAUGUCUCUCGCGCCCAUCCAAAAACUCUCUCCGCCGUCGUCGUCUCUCAUAGCCUAACAUGCCAGAAGAAAAAAAAAAUCAAAAGACUUGAGUGGAGAAAGAAAAAAGAGAGAACUAAAUCGCCCGGUUCGUUGUCCACGGCUGUAAAGGCUUGAGUGUCUGCUGAGUGCAUAGUAUACCUGAACUGGACGAACGAGGGAAAACAAAACUAUGCCGCCGCCCUACUCCGCCUUAUUUUUUUUUUAUUUUCCCCUUUAUCUACUUUAUCUUCUCUCUAUUCUCAUAUAAAAUGAGUUGUGUGAUAUUGAGAACUUUGAAAGACUGCUCGAUGGCUUCAGUCGAUCAUCGGCCAUGAACGUCGGCGGGAGACUUGAUUGGCCAGUCCUCGAAAGUAAAAAGUGAUUAAUUGCGUCUGCUUUAUUAUCGACAACGAUUUUUAAUCAACUGGUUCGUUAGUGAUUAAAAAAAAAAGAACGCUCGGGAAUAAGUAAAUAAAAAUGACGGCAAUGCCGAGGAAGAUAGCUACAGGUUAUUCACAGAUAUUCGGGUUAGUGUGGUUAGUUCUUUUCUUGCUAAUUAGCUACGGUCACGCAACAGGUUUCUUCUGUCCUAAUGGUGAACAGUACGAACGGCAUUUGAACGAGUUGUUGAAUGACAACGACUUCAUUUUCAGCGGAACGGUUGGAAAUGUAACCGACGAUGGACGAUUCAUCGUUAUCCGAAUCAAAUCGCUAUUCAAAGGCGUAUGGAAGAAUCCCGAUAUCACUUUAUUGGCCAAUCAGCCGUUUGAAUCGUCAUCGUUGUCUUUCAUCCCGCUGUCGGAUACGAAAAAGGAUACCACCCGCUGGCUGCUGCCUCAACGUUCUCAAGUCGGCUGCUUUGCAUACGGACCUACCGAAUUGAGGCAACGGGAUUCGCGGGUCUUUUUCGCCCGAGUCUACGGUUUUUCCGUCCUUCUUCAAACUCACAUCCAGCUCACCAAAUUCAUCUUGAUGAAACUUCGGAUUUUAACGCUGACUGUCGACCAUUUGGCAACUGGCAGCGGUGGGUGUCUCUUACGAAAUAUGAUGAAUUGGCAAUACCGCAAGACGACACGCGACGAGAUACUUUAGAAACGAUUAGUUAUUCUUAAUUUGGCUUCGUGAAAUGAUGUAUUGGCAACAUUCGAAUCGUCAUCCAUCAGAUGCGUGCUUGGCAAUCUGCAGUGGUGUUUGAGAUGAAUUAAUUAAACUAAAAAAAACCUUACACGACUGUGUCUCGUUUCCUUUUGGAAAAGAAACUUGUUGAUCUGUUAUCACCCGAGAAAGGUGUGAUGCCAUGUCCGUCGUUCGUUAGUGAGUCAACGUGCAGCAGACUGGAUUGAUUCCAGGGAAACAAGAACUGCCGUCGAACAUCCCAAAUCUGGCGAUCUCGAGACACCACCA
Molecule: messenger RNA, 2205 nt
Organism: Daphnia carinata
Lineage: Eukaryota; Metazoa; Arthropoda; Branchiopoda; Diplostraca; Daphniidae
Exons: 4
Coding region: 1279-1893 (204 amino acids)
Source: RefSeq, a predicted model, not a curated record